UCCUUAUGGGGGAGGGUGCUUCGCCAACAGCUGCAAUGGAGGAAGUGCGAGUAUUUCCUUUAUCAUGCGUGGUGCAGAAUUAUGCCUGGGGAAAGGUGGGUCUGGAGAGUGAAGUGGCCAAGCUUCUUGUUAGUGGACAUCCAUCAACUGUGAUUGAAGAGGAAAAACCUUAUGCAGAGUUGUGGAUGGGUGCUCAUCCCAAAGGUGAUGCACUUAUCAAGGACAACAGAAUUUCUCAGAAGUCCCUUGGGCAGUGGAUCGCUGAUCAUCCUAGUCAGCUUGGAGUAAAAGUGAAGGAUACCUUUCGUGGCCAGCUUCCUUUUCUGUUUAAGGUGUUAUCUGUCAAAAUUGCUCUUUCUAUUCAGGCUCAUCCAGAUAAAGAACUUGCAGGAAAGCUUCAUUCUCGAUAUCCAGAACACUAUCCUGAUGGUAAUCACAAGCCUGAAAUGGCAAUUGCCUUGACACCAUUUGAUGGGCUCUGUGGUUUUCGGCCUGUAAAUGAAAUCAUAGGAUUCCUUAAAAGUGUUCCAGAAUUUCGUGCUGUAGUUGGAAAUGAGGCCACAGAUGAACUUCAAAGUUGUGCUACUGAUUCUGCAAGGGUGCCACAGGUUCUAAAAAAGUGCUUCACGUCAAUGAUGAAUUGUGAAAAAAAGGUGUUUGUAGAGCAGUUAAAUAUUCUGGUCAAAAGAGUAUCAGAGGAAGCAGCUGCAGGCCGUGACACAAGUGGAAGCAAUGGAGAUUUGUUGUUACAACUACAUUCUCAGUUUCCUGGUGACAUUGGCUGUUUCUCCAUUUAUUUUUUGAACUUUGUGCAUCUGGAGCCUGGAGAAGCAAUGUUUUUAGGUGCUAAUGAGCCUCAUGCCUAUUUAUAUGGAGACUGCAUUGAAUGCAUGGCAUGCUCUGACAACACGGUGAGAGCUGGUCUGACUCCAAAAUAUAUCGACGUGAACACGCUGUGUGAGAUGCUGAUCUACAGCCCAUCACCUGCACAAUCUAAAAUUUUUCCUGCGGUCCAAGACCCUGCUGAUGCCUGUGUCUUCAUUUAUGACCCUCCUGUGCCUGACUUCACCAUCAUGAGAAUACAGGUGCCUGCAUCGAUGAAGAAGUACAACGUAUCCCAAAUUGACUCUGCCAGCAUCCUCCUUGUGGUGCAGGGAGAGGCUAUGGUGGUUUCUUCGCCCAACAUGGAGCUGGUGAUAAAGCGAGGAUCCGUGCUUUUCAUCUCUGCCAAUGAACAACUGUCAUUGCACAUCACAUCUGAUAAAAAUUUGUUGCUGUUUAGGGCAUGUUGUAUAUUGUAGCACCUUAAGAGUUCUUUUUAGACACACCAUUUAGCUUAAGGUUAUUUUGAAUCAGCAAUACACAUGAAGAAGUAAUUAAUUAAUCAAUGAAAAGCUUAUUUAAGGAUUGUACAGAUACUGUUUACAGUUUUAAUUCUGUCUUUACAUCAAUAAUAUGAAUGCAGAAAUGCAUCAGUGGUGGAUUACUAGUAAUUUAAUGAAAAAGGGAUGCACUUAUUUGUAAUUUUCACAUGCAUGACAAGUAAUUUGAAAGCAGUCCUGCAGUUUAGAUAUGGAAUACCAUUUAUCUGUUUUAAGAGCAUUCAUAUUAAAGUUGUGUUUAGAGAGCAUGCCUCAUCUCCAUGGUCGUGGACUCAUUUCCUGGUCCAGACAUUAUCUGUGUGGGUUUGCUUACCCGGGUAGUCUAGUUUAUUCCAAUGUCCCAAAAACAUGCAGAGUAAGUUGACUGUCACUCAAAAUUAGCCUUCUGUGAGCGUCUUCAGGCAUGUUGACAGUGUGUGGCUUGUGAGGCAUGGAUGCCCCAUUCAGGUAUGGUUCUGGUCUUGGUGAGUGCCCACAUAUGCUCUGGCUUUUAAUAAUCCUAAAUUGGAAUAAGAUCGUUUUGAAAGUGAGUGAAUCAAUACAGGAUGAUUGCAAUUAAGUGUGAAUCACAGGCAGCAGUAGAAAAAUGGAACAAAGAGAUACAGUAGAACCUCUGGUCACGAACGUUUCCGAACACGUACAAAUCGGGUUACGAUCAAAAAGUUUGCCAAAAUUUUGUAUCUGUUCACGACCAUACGCUCUGGUGGCAAACAAAAACACUGGCAGCCAGUUUCUCUACGCACGUUCGUAUGCGCCAAUGAUUUCCCAUUCUCCGUUUCCCAUUUUCUUUUGUUUGUGUAUACAGGGCCUAACAAAGCAGCUGAUGUUGCAAAAGGAGUUACAAUGUUAACCAAGCAGAGGCCUCAAGUGCUGGAAGAGGUGGAAAAACUGUUGCUAGUGUGGUUGAACGAGAAGCAACUUGCAGGGGAUAGCGUAAGCGAGGCGAUCAUAUGCGAGAACGCCAGGAAGAUUCAAGGUGAUUUGCUGAAAAAAAAAAUCCUUCUUCGAGUGGUGAAGGUGAGGAAUUUAAAGCCAGUAGAGGAUGGUUUGAAAAGUUUUGCAAGAGAAGUGGCAUUUAAUUUUUUUUCCCUGUGCUUAAAACUCAAAGUGUUUACAGUGAGCGGUUUGUCAGGGUCUAGCGCAAACUCUUACAAUGUUGGUUUUUUCUGUUGUUCAAGGAUUUCUCAGUGUUAUUCAAUGUUUUUACAUUUAGUUUACUAUUUCACUGUGCAUUCUAUGGUAUAAUUAACUUUUUUUGUGCUUAAAAAAUAUAUAUUUAUAUAGUUCGUACUGUCUGGAACAGAUUAAUUGUAUUUACAUACAAUCUUAUGGUGAAAUCACGUUCGGAUCGCAACCAAAUCGGGUUGCGUCCAGAGUUUUGGAACAAAUUACGGUCGUGACCAGAGGUACCACUGUA
Messenger RNA from Erpetoichthys calabaricus (reedfish), 2799 nucleotides. RefSeq names its product mannose phosphate isomerase (gene mpi). The transcript is spliced from 8 exons. Gene Ontology annotation, biological process: GDP-mannose biosynthetic process; carbohydrate metabolic process. Lineage: Eukaryota; Metazoa; Chordata; Cladistia; Polypteriformes; Polypteridae. Gene Ontology annotation, molecular function: mannose-6-phosphate isomerase activity; zinc ion binding. Gene Ontology annotation, cellular component: cytosol. The coding region runs from base 6 to 1301 and encodes 431 amino acids. The record is from RefSeq and is a predicted model, not a curated record.